Physeter macrocephalus (sperm whale) is the source of this 1353-nucleotide messenger RNA. It is a transcript of the gene CLNK, whose product is annotated as cytokine dependent hematopoietic cell linker. Gene Ontology annotation, biological process: cell surface receptor protein tyrosine kinase signaling pathway; intracellular signal transduction. NCBI's taxonomy places the organism in Eukaryota, Metazoa, Chordata, Mammalia, Artiodactyla, Physeteridae. The record is from RefSeq and is a predicted model, not a curated record.
AACGGGGAUACGGAAGCUCCAAGAUUCCACGCCUCACCCAAAUUCAUACAGGCCCCAUCGGUUGCAGUACCGGGGCUCACACUAGCAAACGGCGAAAGAAAAACAACAAAAGAAGAAUCCCGUGAUUUGAAACUCCAGAACUUUGCUCUGCCAAAAAAUAGGUCACGGCCUCGAAUCCAUAGUGUCACAGGCCAGUACCAGACUAUUAAUGGGCCUCUUCUUGAUGGCGGAAGGAAAUUAGCAGCAGUCCUCGAUGGAGCAAAAGGCCACACAGAUGAGGACUAUGAAGACCCUGAGCUUCAUAUGGUAGAAGCACGGCAAUCAGUGAAAAUUUUACCAGCCAGGCCUAUAAAGGAACCUGAAUAUGCAGAUACACGUUAUUUCAAGGGUGUGAUGGACACGCCCCUUUCCUUAGAUGCCAAGACCUCUAUCCCCACAGACAGGCAAACCUGGAUGAGGCUGGAAGAAGUGGAACAACCCAUUUCCAGGGAUAUCAGAGGCCAACAUGUUAAAGGAGACAAACCCACAAAGGGAAACAAGACUCCUUUACCACCUCCUCGGCCGCCCAUCACUCUUCCAAAGAAGUACCAGCCCCUGCCCCCUGAGCCGGCGAGCAGGCCACUCUUCCCUCCGAGGUACACCUUUCCCGAAGUCCAGAGAGGGUCCAGACAGAUAAGCUUAAAGAACUUAAGUGAGGUCCUUGGAACAGAGAAAGUUCCUCAUCAUCAGAUGAAGCCUGAAUUAUCUCACCUGUCACAAAACCAAAGUCCUCAAGAGACUCCUCUUGCCAUUGCCAGCUCUUCAUUCGUGACUCACAACCACAGUGUACAAAACAGAGAUCAUAAAGAAAGCAUGCAGUCCUAUCCUCCUCAGAGAUGUCCGUCUCCAGCCAGCUAUGGCCCUCUGGAAAAUUUGCUACGUUGUAAAAACACGAGCAGGAAGAAACCUUUCCCCACAAGGUCUGACGAAGAGGAUAUCCGGCACAACAGAUGGUACAUUGGAGAAUACAGUCGCCAGGCAGUGGAAGAGGCAUUGAUGAAGGAGAACAAGGAUGGCACCUUCUUGGUCCGAGACUGUUCCACAAAAUCCAGGGCGGAGCCCUAUGUGUUGGUGGUGUUUUAUGGGAACAAAGUCUACAAUGUGAAAAUCCGCUUCCUGGAGAGGAAUCAGCAGUUUGCCCUGGGGACAGGGCUCAGAGGAGACGAGAAGUUUGAUACAGUGGAAGACAUCAUCGAACACUACAAGUAUUUUCCUAUUAUACUCAUUGACGGGAAGGAUAAAACUGGGAUCCACAGGGCACAGUGUUACCUGACUCAGCCCCUCCCUCUCAACAGACACUUCUCACUUAUGUAG